UAAAUGGUUUUCUUAUGUGUGUUAUGUAAAAUUUAUUAAUAGAAAAUAUUAUAUUAAUCUUGCUGACAUGGCCGAAUAUCGAAAUUUACAUGUUAUACCAUUAAGUUUAUUUAUUUUAAUGCCUGUGACGUUUGUCAUCACAUACUUUAUUGCUGUGUUUUGGGAUCAUGUUCAUCCAACAUUACCAUAUAUAAGUGAAACAGGAGCAUUUUCACCAGAAAGUUGUAUAUUUGCACAAUUUUUAAAUAUUGCUGCUUUAUUAUUAUUAUGCUGGGUUUACAUUCGACAUCGACAAAUAUCAAAAUUUUCAGAAUUACAACCAGAAAAUAGAGUAUCAAACACAGCAAAUAAUUUGGCAACAAUAUUUGGUAUAAUUGGAUGUAUUGGAUUAGAUGUUGUUGCUAAUUUUCAAGAAUCUAGAUCAGUUGGUAUUCAUAUGAUCGGGGCAAUGACGUGCUUUGCUGCAACGAAUAUAUAUUUUUGUAUGCAAACAGUAUUUUCAUGUAAUUUGCGUCCAUACAUAAACAGUUUACGCAUGAUUUACAUUCGAGCAGUCAUCAAUUUUUUAAGUGUUGCAUUUACUGUUAGUACCGUUUUACCUGGCUCCAUAUCGAUGCAACAAUUUAAUGGUACAGAUUAUAAGAAAUGGUUACCUUCAGACGGAGGAUGGCAUUGGCACAUGACUAGCGUUAUCUCAGAGUAUUUUCUAACAUUAUCAUUUUGUGCUUAUUUAUUAACAUUUGUACAUGAAUUUCGAAGAAUACAUUUCUAUUCACCAGAAAUCGAAUUAAAUUUAGAGAUGAAAUCAAAAGAUACUGUUUCGAAGAAAAAUCUGGAAGUAAAUUUAUCAACAGAUUCUAAUGGGUAUAAAUCAUAGCCACAAGUAUUACACGUAUGAUGGAAGAUACUUACAAACAGAUGGAACUUUUUUUGUAACGCAAAUUACCUACGUCGCCAAAGAAAAACCAUUUUAAGCAACAUCAUUGUAAUAAACGCAUUUAUUUUAA
Molecule: messenger RNA, 1007 nt
Organism: Chrysoperla carnea
Lineage: Eukaryota; Metazoa; Arthropoda; Insecta; Neuroptera; Chrysopidae
Product: DNA damage-regulated autophagy modulator protein 2-like
Exons: 6
Coding region: 68-877 (269 amino acids)
Source: RefSeq, a predicted model, not a curated record